AUCCUCCCCUUCUCCCCCUUUCUCUCCUCCUCACCGCCCUCUCUCUCUCUCUCUCUCUCUCUUUUUCCAUUUCCUCCUCCGCCGUUGCCGCUGCCGCGCCGUUGGAAUCUCUCCUCCUUUCUUCCUCACAAUGAUCUCCUCUCUUAAUUUUUUCUCGAUUUUCAUCAUCUUCAUUCACUUCUUCUCACUCUCUUCAUCGUCUCCCGCUGGCGGUGAUCACGGCGGCUCUCCUUUAGUUGGCGCCGCCUGCGCCUUACAACCGCUCCGGAUUUCUAAUUCUCUCAAGAAUCAGAGUAUUGGAGCGUUGGUUUCUCAAUUGGCAUCUCAGAGUUGUGAGGUAUGGACGGAGGCUUGCUCUGAGGCGAUCCUGAGUUUGGCGAAGCGGCCUGAGGUUGUUGAUUGGUUGAAGAAGGUUAGGAGAAGGAUUCAUGAGAAUCCGGAACUUGCGUUUGAAGAAUUCGAAACUAGUCAGUUAAUUCGCGAUGAAUUGGACCGGAUGGAGAUUAGUUAUGAGCAUAUGUUGGCUAAAACUGGCGUUCGUGCUUGGAUCGGAACUGGCGGACCGCCUUUUGUUGCUCUUAGAGCUGAUAUGGAUGCUCUUCCAAUCCAGGAAGCUGUGGAAUGGGAGCAUAAAAGCAGAGUCGCAGGUAAGAUGCAUGCGUGUGGGCACGAUGCUCACGUUACAAUGCUUCUUGGUGCUGCCAAGAUUUUAAAGGCUCGUGAACAUCUCUUGAAGGGGACAGUGAUUCUGCUGUUUCAGCCAGCUGAAGAAGCCGGUAAUGGUGCAAAGAGAAUGAUUGGAGAUGGGGCUUUAAGAGACGUUCAAGCCAUUUUUGCAGCUCAUGUUUCUCAUGAACAUCCCACCGCGGUUAUCGGAUCCCGUCCUGGUCCUCUACUUGCCGGCUGUGGCUUCUUUAGGGCCGUGAUUACCGGCAAAAAGGGUCAUGCUGGUUCGCCCCAUCGCUCGGUCGAUCCGGUUCUGGCUGCCUCUGCUGCCGUUGUCAGCUUGCAGGGAAUUGUGUCUCGUGAGGCAAAUCCUUUAGAUUCACAGGUUGUGUCAGUGACGUCGUUCAAUGGAGGAAGUAAUUUGGAUAUGAUUCCGGAUGUCGUCGUUAUUGGUGGGACCUUCAGGGCUUUCUCCAACUCAAGUUUCUACCAAGUUCUUCAAAGAAUAGAGCAGGUAAUUGUGGAGCAGGCCAGUGUGUACAGAUGCUCAGCAAUGGUUGAUUUCUUUGAAAAAGAAUACACCAUAUACCCACCAACAGUUAAUGACAAAGCAAUGUAUGAACAUGUGAAGAAAGUGGCGAUUGAUCUUCAUGGUUCACAAAAUUUCAGGAUUGUCCAACCAAUGAUGGGAGCCGAAGACUUUUCCUUCUACUCUGAAUAUGUUCCUGCUGCCUUCUUUUACAUAGGAGUUCGGAACGAAACUUUAGGUUCAAUCCACACAGGCCACUCUCCCUACUUCAUGAUCGACGAAAACGUCCUCCCGAUUGGUGCUGCAACUCACGCAACCAUUGCCGAGAGAUACCUGUAUGAGCAUGGAGAAUGACAAGCAAAGUUGUAGGGACUACUUUCCAUGGCACUUUUGUUGCUUCAAAAGAAUGUUCUACUUCAGAAAAAAAAGUGAUUAGUUCCACCCUCGGCAAGUUUUUGGACUACGUAAUCCGGGGGUUGUGAAAGGAGAAAAGUCGGUCGCUCCCCGUCCUAUUGUAUAUGAUUAGGAGACACGGGACAACACAACUACCCCCAUGCUACUGCAAUAUAUUUUUGAAUUUUUAUUUUAUUUUAUUUUCGUUGUAUUUUGUGUCAUGGUUAAUGGUGUUAUAUAUGACCUUGUAACCUUUUAACAACUUAAAUUCAACUUAUCAAAAUCAAUGGCAGUGAUGAAACUAAUUAUUCAGCCUUAUUUAUGAUAAUCAUUUUGGUUUUU
Molecule: messenger RNA, 1930 nt
Organism: Cucumis sativus (cucumber)
Lineage: Eukaryota; Viridiplantae; Streptophyta; Magnoliopsida; Cucurbitales; Cucurbitaceae
Product: IAA-amino acid hydrolase ILR1-like 6
Exons: 5
Coding region: 131-1549 (472 amino acids)
Biological process (GO): jasmonic acid metabolic process; auxin metabolic process
Cellular component (GO): endoplasmic reticulum
Molecular function (GO): IAA-Ala conjugate hydrolase activity
Source: RefSeq, a predicted model, not a curated record